CAUAAGAACAUUCAAUUUAAAAGCAUAUGCUUUGCUUAUUUCCCAUAGGAAUUAAGAAUGAUCUAGGCUGCAUAAAGAAGAUGAUGACAGCCACACAGUUCAAAAAUAAGCUCCUAGAAGACCUCAGAAUCUACAAGCCCCAUGCAGACUUGGUUUCAAAAAUUCGUAUUCUCCUCCUGGGUCCAGUUGGUUCUGGAAAGUCCAGUUUUUUCAAUUCAGUGAAGUCUGUUUUCCAUGGCCACACAACUCGCCAAGCCCCAGUAGGAUCUGAUAACACUAGUAUUACUGAACAGUAUAGGAUAUAUCCUGUUAAAGAUGGAAAAGAUGGACAAUAUCUUCCAUUUAUGUUGUGUGAUUCCAUGGGGUUGGAUGAGACAGAUGAUGAAGGACUAUGCAUGGAUGACAUACCCUACAUCUUAAAAGGCUGUGUUCCUGACAGAUACCAAUUUCAUCCCUUUAAUCCAAUCACACCCAAGCAUCCUACUUUUAUCACCUCUCCGUCACUGAAGGACCGGAUUCACUGUGUGGCUUAUGUCUUAGACAUCAACUCUAUUAAGAGUCUCUCCUCUGAAAUGGUAGCAAAGCUCAAACAAAUUCAUGAAGAAGUAUUAAAAUGUGGUGUAGCACAUGUAGCCUUACUUACUAAAGUGAAUGAUUGUGAUGAAGUUCUUCAAGACAACUUUCUAAACAUGUCAAAAAAGAUGACUUCUUGGAACCAGGUAAUGUUAAUCAACCAAAUGCUCGGCAUUCCUCUUUCUAAUAUCUUGAUGGUUAGAAAUUAUGAUUCAGAGCGGGAGCUGGACCCUAUGAAGGAUGUUCUGAUCCUCUCUGCACUGAGGCAGAUGCUGCGGGCUGCAGACGACUUCUUGGAGGACUUGCCUCUUGAGGAAACUGAUGAAAGUUCAUAAUUGUUUAAAUUCUCCCAGUGAAAUUAGCUGCCUGGAUUCUGACUCUUGGCACAACUCUAGACUGGGAUGCCCCAGUCCAUCUGUUCAUGACCUUCUUCACAUCUGCUGUUGCUCCUGAUUUGCCUUCUGCCCUAGACAACAUCUAACUGAUGGCUGAUAGGAUCAGUCACUCCUCAGACCAACCCAAAGGUCGAUCCUUGAGAAGUGGUGUCCCAAGAUAUGUCCUGCCACAAACCUACUCUCCAUGUUUCUGAACCAUUUACAAUUUAGUAUCUGUGACACUUUUCUCACCCUUCUCAGGCAAAAUCCUUACUUACUCAUCUACAGCACUUUAUGCAACUAUAUGAGUUCUGAUCACAUUGAAUACUGAUUAUAAAGUGAUUAGAUAGAUAUCUACUUUUCUAUAUAUAUUGUGAGUUCUUUGAGAAACAGGGUUUGGGUUUUGUCUCUUUGUAUUCACAGAGCUUAGCAUAGUACCUGAUAAUACACAAGCAUACCCGUGAUAACUCUUCUCUCCUAUCCUCUCCAGAGUAACAUUUACUUUAAAUAUUUCUCCAUAUAGAUGGGAAGGCAAAGAGAAUGAAAGGCUGAAGAGAACAAAUGGAAAUACCAGGGGGAAAGUAUUUUACUUGUCUCUGGAUGAAAAUAUGAAUCUCUAAAUAAUUUAAUGUAAAUUAAAAAGAGCCUGUAUUUCUUAACAAGUUAGUGUUUUAUUUCUGUGAAAAAAUAAAGUUUCUUCCUCAAAUGAUAA
Messenger RNA from Ictidomys tridecemlineatus (thirteen-lined ground squirrel), 1659 nucleotides. NCBI's taxonomy places the organism in Eukaryota, Metazoa, Chordata, Mammalia, Rodentia, Sciuridae. The record is from RefSeq and is a predicted model, not a curated record.